AUGACGACGGAACCUGCGAUAGCGACUCUCGCCCCUGCGGCGCUUGGCGGGGACAGCCUUGCGCCUGGCAGCGACGGCAGAGCGCGCAUGGCUAGCACCAACAGCCUGCCGUCGCCGCGUAUAGCCAUUAAUGAGGAUGCCACGGCUGCUGCUGCUGCUGCACAGAACCGCCCCGCCAUUGUCCCCCACAUGUAA
Pestalotiopsis fici W106-1 is the source of this 195-nucleotide messenger RNA. RefSeq lists its product as uncharacterized. Lineage: Eukaryota; Fungi; Ascomycota; Sordariomycetes; Amphisphaeriales; Sporocadaceae. The record is from RefSeq and is a predicted model, not a curated record. The transcript has a single exon. Bases 1 to 195 code for a protein of 64 amino acids.